This is a messenger RNA of Amborella trichopoda, 2210 nucleotides long. Its product is annotated as pentatricopeptide repeat-containing protein At1g08070, chloroplastic. The record is from RefSeq and is a predicted model, not a curated record. Gene Ontology annotation, biological process: RNA modification. NCBI's taxonomy places the organism in Eukaryota, Viridiplantae, Streptophyta, Magnoliopsida, Amborellales, Amborellaceae. Gene Ontology annotation, molecular function: protein binding; RNA binding; zinc ion binding.
UCCCUCUCUGUGAUGUUGUAAUGGAUUAAGCCAGCCAAAAAAUGGCGGUUUCUUUCUCUCUUUACCUCAACCAAACACUCCCUAACGCCCAGCCCACCUCAAACGCAAAACCCAUUUCUUCCUCUCGCCUCCAAAAUCCUAAAGCCCUUUUGAACCAAUGCAAAACCAUUAGAGACCUGCAACAAGUCCACACCACCAUCAUCAAAACCCACAGCCAUGAUCCCCCUCUCUUUGAAAACUUCCUGGAGCUCUGCUCGUUCUCUCUCAACAAUGGCUUUCCCUACGCCCAACUGGUUUUCAGUCGAGCUGAGAACCUCCGUGCUUCCUCCUAUAACAUCAUGAUUCGCGCUUAUACUUCAAGGCGUGCCCCAAGAGAAGCUCUCUCUGUCUUCAAAGAGAUGUGUGAGAAAGAUAUCCAACCAGAUGAAUACACUUUUCCAUGCAUCCUCAAGGCCUGCUCUCAAGCCUGUGCUUUGAGAGAAGGCAUGGCAGUCCAUGCCCAAAUCUUAAAGAAUGGCGAAAGUUCGAAUGCCUUUGUUCGAAACACGCUGGUCCAUAUGUAUGGCAAGUGCGGAGAUCUCACUGUCGCUCGAAAGCUGUUUGAUGAAAUGACUGACAGGAGUAUAAUUGCUUGGAAUUCGAUGUUUGCUGUCUAUUCGAAGAGUGGGAAAUCCAAAGAGGUGGUGAGAUUGUUUCAGAGCAUGAGAGAAGAUCGUGUGAGGCCCGAUGAGGUGACCAUGAUUUGUGUUCUUACUGCUUGUGGCAGGUUGGGUGCCCUUGAAUUGGGCAAAUGGAUUCAUGGUUAUCUUAUGGAAAAUGGGUUUUUGCUAUCUCGCAAUUUGAUGACUGCAAUUGUUGACAUGUAUGCAAAAUGUGGUCUCUUGGAUAUUGCUAGAAAUGUUUUUGAUGAAAUGCCUAAAAAAGAUGUUGUAGCUUGGAGUGCAAUGAUCUCUGGUUAUAACCAGGCUAGUCGUUGUAAAGAGGCACUGGCUUUGUUUAGAGAAAUGCAAGUUACGGAGGUUCAGCCUAAUGAAGUCACCAUGGUUAGUGUUCUCUCUUCUUGUGCAGUUCUUGGAGCUCUUGAAGCUGGAAAAUGGGUCCAUUACUAUGUAGACAAGAAGAAACUUAAGAUGACAGUCACUCUUGGAACUGCAUUAGUAGACUUUUAUGCAAAGUGCGGUUCUAUCGAUAAGGCAAUGGAAGUUUUCAAUGAAAUGCCGGAGCGUAAUGUCUUGUCUUGGACUGUGAUGAUACAAGGUCUUGCAAGUAAUGGGCAAGGGACACGAGCUCUUGCACUCUUUUCUCAAAUGAUCGAUGAGAAAAUCGAGCCUAAUGAUGUUACCUUUAUUGGGGUCCUCUCAGCUUGUAGCCAUGCAGGGUUGGUGGAAGAGGGCAGGAGAUACUUCAAUGCCAUGACUGUUGAAUAUGGAAUUAUGCCUGUAAUUGAUCAUUAUGGAUGCAUGGUUGAUAUCCUUGCACGAGCAGGACUGAUCGAUGAGGCGCACCAGUUUAUCAAGUGCAUGCCCAUUGAGCCUAAUGCUAUAAUUUGGAGGACUUUGCUUGCUAGUUGCAGAGUUCAUGGCAAUGUGGAAAUAGCUGAGGACUCUCUACGACGGCUUAAUAGAAUAGACCCCGACCAUAGUGGAGAUUACAUACUCUUGUCAAAUGUAUAUGCAUCGGUAGGGAGAUGGGAGGAUGCAUUAAGAGUGAGGUCAGAGAUGAAGAAGAGGGGGAUUAAGAAGACUCCUGGGUGUACCUUAAUUGAGGUGGAUGGUGUGAUUCAUGAGUUCUUUGCGGAGGAUUCCUCACACCCAUUGGCUAAGGAUAUUUAUGCCAAAGUAGGAGAUAUGAUUGAGAAAAUCAAAUUAGUGGGUUAUGUACCAAACACUGCAGAGGCUAGACUUGAUGCCGAUGAGGAGGAGAAGGAAGUUUCAGUCUCUCAUCAUAGUGAGAAGCUGGCGAUUGCCUUUGGGCUUAUAAGAACACCACCAGGGACCACAAUACGUAUUUCGAAGAACCUUAGAGUUUGUACUGAUUGCCAUACUGCCACUAAGAUUAUCUCAAAGGUUUUUGAUAGAGAGAUUGUUGUUAGGGAUCGGAAUCGAUUCCACCAUUUUAGAGGUGGUUCAUGUUCUUGUAAUGAUUUUUGGUAAGUCAUCCUUGUUUCUGCCAUUUAUGAGUUUUGGAUGUAGACUUUCUACCAUGGUUCA